Molecule: messenger RNA, 2134 nt
Organism: Carcharodon carcharias (great white shark)
Lineage: Eukaryota; Metazoa; Chordata; Chondrichthyes; Lamniformes; Lamnidae
Gene: terf2
Product: telomeric repeat binding factor a
Exons: 10
Coding region: 422-1720 (432 amino acids)
Biological process (GO): negative regulation of telomere maintenance via recombination; telomeric loop formation; regulation of telomere maintenance via telomerase
Cellular component (GO): nucleus; chromosome, telomeric region; shelterin complex
Molecular function (GO): double-stranded telomeric DNA binding; G-rich strand telomeric DNA binding; protein homodimerization activity
Source: RefSeq, a predicted model, not a curated record
ACAAUAUGGCGGCACAUUGGACUCCCCUUCGCUCCAAAGCAUCACGGGCAGUGAGGCAGUUCACAUCUUUGGGGAAGACGCCAUUUUCUGUCUGUUUGCAUGAGAAAUGGCGGCGUGUCAGGGGUCGUUGCGUGAUUUGGAGGCGCACCCCGGCGGGUCGUUGCAAACUGCGGGAGGACUCAAGUCGACCUGUACGAAAAGUGAAGUAGGUGAUGGGGCUGAAGCUGUCCCGGACCCUGAACAAGUGGUGAACGGUUGGACACUGGAGUUUAACUUGCACUGCGCGCUCAAAGCAUUCCGAGCUGGGAAGUAUGAGGAGUUUUGCGCCAUUCUCAAUGUGAUAACGGGUGAGAUGCGAGAUCGAUUUGUAGAUACUGGAUUAACGAUUAGGAACACUUAAAUUAUCCAAAGCAUUGUCAGGAUGCACGGAAAAGCUGUCUUAAAUCGACCAUACAUCGAUGCAGAGGAGAUUGGAAAGAAACUUCUAACCAUACAAUUUCUGUCCAAAUUUGAGAGCGAUGUCAUGCCACUGGAAUCUGUUUUGACAAUUCUGGGCCAGAUGAAGGCAGAGUUCUCGCUGAGCGAGGAUUUUUUCCAGGAGAUCAGAGGAGCUGUGGUGGAACAGGCUGUGGUUGAAUCUAUUAAGAAUAACAGUUUUCAAGAAGCUUCUAAAAUCUUGGAACAGCAUCUCAAAAAGGACGCUAUUGACCAGAAAUUGCUUUCAGCAAUUAGAGAGAAGAACUCAUCCCAUCUUGACCUGAAUCUAUUUUCAUACAGCAAUUUGAAAAGGAAAAUGCUGCUUUUUGCAGAAAGCUUAAUUGACAACUCGGAGCCAUUUCUUCUUCUCAGUGCAAAACACUUCGCUUCAAGAUCUGUAGCAGAAAUGCAAGAUGAGGAACUGAGAAUGGACUGUAAUCAAGAGGUGUAUCAGGAGAGGCAGGCAUCAGAUUGUAAUAAAUGCUCAUCAGAUCCAAUGGAUAAAUGUCGUAUAUGUUCUAAAAGAGUGGAAGCUCAGCCUGGCCUUCUUAGCAGCUUUGUGGCCUUACAAACCGCAUUCUGCAUUCUCCAUAAAUUAAAAGUGGAUCCAUUGACAUCUUUUAAAGAGAUAGAUGUUUUGGAUUUUGAAUUGCUUGGAAACAGCAAAUCACAACAAAUGACAAGAUACAAGAAACAGAGGGCUGAGGCAAAUGCUAUUCAACAGUCUGAUGAGCCAGCUGCAAAAUGCAUACAGGCUGUUUCUCGGUUUAUUAUAGAUCCAGACAGUCAGGAUGAGAGAGAGCAUCUUGAUACUGUAGCCAAGUCUGAAAGCGCUCAGGAAUUUCAACAAAAUAGAGUGAAACCCAUACAGCCACGGAAAAGAGAUGGCCCUUUGAAAGAAAUUCCACAUAAAGAGUUGCAACAUGUCAAGAGGCGUAACUGCUUGAAUGAUCCUGGAGUCAUUGAGGACAAGGAAAAGUGGAGUGAUGAAGAAUUUCUUUUUGAUGUACCCCAAGACAUUGCCAUCCGAAAUGGAAGAACUUCACCGACAGGAAGUAAUUUUUCAUUCUCAUCUAAACGGCAGAAAUGGACAGUUGAAGAAAGUGAAUGGAUUAAACGGGGUGUACAAAAGUUUGGACCAGGAAAUUGGGGGAAGAUCCUGAAACACUACCCAUUUUGUAAUCGCACAAGUGUCAUGAUUAAAGAUCGUUGGAGGACAAUGCAAAAGCUUGGAAUGACUUAAGACAAUAAUGACUUUUUUAAACAGUUGCACUGAUAACCAAUAUAUGUUUGAUAUUUCAUAUAUGGCAAUGUACUAUCGGAGAGAACUGAAUCUUUUUGUAUUUUGCAUUAGAUUGCAUUGAAAACCAAGCCCUUGGAAGCUUGAAUGGUCAUGUGGAAGGUAUGCAUGUAGGUGAACAUGCAUGCAAGCAGUUUGAUCCAUGUGCCUGUUUUGUAUGAAUUUGUACCAAUUAAGGAAAAAUGAGACUUUAGCCAUUUUUAUCCUUUCCAGUGAAAUACUUAGUCCUUGACCUUUUGUUUCUGUUAAAUUUGUGAACUGUGUUCAUUUUAACUUAUGUUCAACAUGCAACUGUGCAGUGUUCUGACAUGUUAAGAAUAAUUAUAAACCAAUAAAAGUGCAGAAUUCCCCCUCUGA